Messenger RNA from Zophobas morio, 1078 nucleotides. RefSeq names its product cilia- and flagella-associated protein 20 (gene Bug22). Lineage: Eukaryota; Metazoa; Arthropoda; Insecta; Coleoptera; Tenebrionidae. Gene Ontology annotation, cellular component: ciliary basal body; motile cilium. Gene Ontology annotation, biological process: positive regulation of cell motility; regulation of cilium beat frequency involved in ciliary motility; cilium assembly. The transcript is spliced from 2 exons. The record is from RefSeq and is a predicted model, not a curated record. The coding region runs from base 89 to 685 and encodes 198 amino acids.
UUGUUUACAUCGUUCCGUAAUCGCGUCGUAACCUCACAUUUGGUUGGGGGGUCAUGAUUUACAGUGAAAUUUCUUGUAAACCGUGAUAAUGUUUAAAAAUACGUUCCAAAGUGGUUUCCUUUCGAUUUUGUAUAGUAUUGGCAGUAAGCCGCUUCAAAUUUGGGAUAAGAAAGUCAAAAAUGGCCAUAUCAAAAGGAUCACGGACGAGGACAUCCAGUCCUUAGUCCUGGAGGUUGUAGGAUGUAACGUUAGCACAACUUACAUCACGUGUCCAGCCGAUCCACGAAAAACUCUCGGAAUUAAACUUCCAUAUCUGGUCAUGAUCGUGAAAAAUCUGAAAAAGUAUUUUACUUUUGAAGUCCAAAUUCUAGAUGAUAAAAACGUUAGAAGAAGAUUUAGGGCUAGUAAUUACCAAUCAACAACAAGAGUGAAGCCGUUUAUUUGUACAAUGCCCAUGAGGUUAGAUGAAGGAUGGAACCAAAUUCAGUUUAAUGUAGCAGAUUUUACGAGACGUGCCUACGGCACAAAUUAUGUGGAAACGUUGCGAGUUCAAGUGCAUGCUAAUUGUCGAAUUCGGAGAGUAUACUUCUCGGAUAGAUUAUACUCAGAGGACGAGUUGCCUGCAGAAUUUAAGCUCUUUUUACCAAUUCAGAACAAGACACGAACAGCAGUAGCAGCACAGUAGUUGCAAAUUCCACCGUCACAUUUCAUUGUUUUUUGUGUAUAAAUAUCAGUAGAAUUAAUUUGUACAUGUUUCAUGACCAUUAUAUAAAUAAGGCACUUUUCAUAAUAUUUUCGUUUUUUCAAUUACACUAUUUUGUGAAUUACUAGAAGCAUAAUUUUGUGUAGAAGUUGCUGUUGUGUUAAUAAUAAUUUGUAGGACACAUUUUCCAAAAGAGGAGUAUGUUGGGUUGCAUACGUUGUAUUAGUUUAGUUGAUUUGUCUAGGGGGCAAGACACAAGCUAGAUAAUAUUCAAAUCAAAAAUAACAUUCUAAAAUAAUGCGGAAGUCUUAUCUCACAUGAUUAUAUUUCCAUUUCGAAAACUGUUUUGUAUAAAUUACACUAUUUUAUGACAAA